Molecule: messenger RNA, 1551 nt
Organism: Orbilia oligospora ATCC 24927
Lineage: Eukaryota; Fungi; Ascomycota; Orbiliomycetes; Orbiliales; Orbiliaceae
Exons: 6
Coding region: 1-1551 (516 amino acids)
Biological process (GO): GABA catabolic process
Cellular component (GO): mitochondrion
Molecular function (GO): pyridoxal phosphate binding
Source: RefSeq, a predicted model, not a curated record
AUGCUAUCCACUCUUCGCGGCUCCACCAGGGCCUUAUCUCGCAAGGUUUCCAUCCCAGUUACCACUAAAAUCCAACAGGCUCGUCCAAUUCACAACACAGUUCACAAGCAUGCCGUCGCUGCAGCUGCUAAGGUCGCCGUCGACUCGGUCUCUUCAUACGAGCCGUUCUUCCCAAAUGAACCUACAAAGCCAAGUGUUAAGACCGAGAUUCCCGGUCCGAAGUCUAAGGUUGCAAUCACCGAGCUAGACGAGGUCUUUGAUACUCGUAGCUUGAAUAUGAUCUGUAACUAUGAGAACAGCAUUGGUAAUUAUGUCUCUGACCACGAUCAUAAUGUCCUUCUCGACGUCUAUGCCCAAAUCGCCUCUAUCCCAAUCGGCUACAACAACCCCGCCCUCUCUGCCGUCGCUUCCUCUCCAGAAAUGCUUACAGCCCUCAUCAACCGCCCAGCACUCGGAAACUUCCCUCCAGCAUCAUGGACAAAUACUCUCAAAUCUGGAAUUCUCUCGGUUGCUCCUAAGGGCCUGAACCAGGUUUUCACCGGCAUGUCCGGCUCCGAUGCCAACGAAUGUGCCUACAAAGCCGCGUUUAUGUACCACCGCCGCAGGGAGCGUGGCGAAGGUGCUCCAUUCACCGAAGAGGAAUUGAACUCUGCGAUGAAUAACCAAAAACCAGGUAGUCCUGAGUUAGCCAUCAUGUCGUUCAAAAAGGGAUUCCACGGACGUCUAUUUGGUUCAUUGUCGACUACUCGUUCCAAGCCGAUCCAUAAAAUCGAUAUUCCAAGUUUCAAUUGGCCGCAGGCUCGGUUCCCACAAUUGAAGUAUCCGUUGGAAGAAUUUGUGGCUGAGAAUCAAGCCGAGGAGGCGGCUUGUAUCGCAGAGGUUGAGGAGGUCCUUACGAAAUGGCAUUGUCCGGUUUCUGCGGUUGUUAUCGAACCGAUUCAGAGUGAAGGAGGAGAUUUCCAUGCUAGUCCGAAGUUCUUCCAGGAUUUGAGGGCUGUUACACAGAAGCAUAAUGUUCUAUUGAUCGUCGAUGAAGUUCAGACAGGUGUCGGCGCAACCGGCAAGUUCUGGGCACACGACCACUGGAAUCUCCAGAGCCCACCAGAUAUCGUUACCUUCUCCAAGAAGGCCCAAACAGCCGGUUAUUACUUCGGAAAUCCCCAGUUGAGACCAAACAUGGCCUACCGACAGUUCAACACCUGGAUGGGAGACCCAGCCCGCGUCCUCCUCUUCAACACCAUCAUCAAGGAAGUCGAAAGACUAAACCUCGUCCAAAACACCGCCGAAACUGGUGAAUACCUUUACAACGGUCUAGCAGAGCUAUCAAAGAGAUACCCCGGUGAAAUCCAAAACCUAAGAGGAAAGGGACAAGGCACAUUUAUCGCCUGGGACUCUCCACAGCGCGACGCAUUCUUGAAGAAGAUGAAGACCGUCGGUGUUAAUAUCGGUGGAUCAGGCGAGAGUGCUGUCAGACUAAGACCGAUGUUGAUUUUCCAGAAGCAUCAUGCCGAUAUCUUGCUGGAAUCGAUUGAGAAAAUUAUUAAGGCGUAA